This is a messenger RNA of Vigna unguiculata (cowpea), 1122 nucleotides long. Its product is annotated as F-box/FBD/LRR-repeat protein At4g00160-like. Lineage: Eukaryota; Viridiplantae; Streptophyta; Magnoliopsida; Fabales; Fabaceae. The record is from RefSeq and is a predicted model, not a curated record. Gene Ontology annotation, molecular function: protein binding.
AUGGCUGAUAGGAUCAGUAAUUUGCCAGACUCAAUAGUUUCUCACAUUCUAUCUUUUGUUCCAACCAAAGAAGUUGUUGCAACCAGUGUUCUCUCCAAACGCUGGAACAUUCUAUGGCGUUCAGUUCCCUCUUUCGAUUUUGAUUACAAUCACACAGAUAUUUCUUCUGACAAAGUCGAAGAGGCAUACUCUCAUUUUCUUCACUCAGUAUACUCUUUUUUGCUUUGGCGUGAUAUGGACCAACCCCUCCGUAGAUUUCGCCUCAGAUGUUAUUUUAUGCAUCCUUUAAAUAUCGAAACAUGGAUUAAGGUUGCAGUGAGUGGAAGUGCUAAGGUUCGACACCUCGAUCUCGAUAUGAGUUGUGUCCUACCCUCUGUGGUCUUUAGCUGCAAAACUCUUGUAGUUCUCAAAUUGACCAACCUAACAGUGGAAGAUAUUUGCUUUGUUGACUUGCCCUUGCUUAAGAUCUUGCAUUUGAAUCAUCUUCGUUUAUUAAAAGAUCUAGAUCUUUCAAAUCUUCUCUCUGGGUGUCUUAAUCUUGAGGACAUGGAAGUCAAGAAUUUGGUUUGUGAAAGUAAAGGAACGUUUAACAGAUUGCCCAAGUUGGUUAGGGCCAGCAUCCAUGAACAUUUACUUCCAUUGGAGAUUGUUAAGGAUGUUGAAGUUUUGUUCAUAGACUGGAUAUAUCAAAGAAAUCUGGCUUUUGACUUUCAGAAUUUAGUUCAACUUGAAUUGAUGGUGCAACUUAGCAAGGAUUGGCAUGUGGUUUUGGAAGUUCUCAAGCAUUGUCCCAAGCUCCAAACUCUUGUCAUUUGCAUUUUUAAGAUCAGUCUUAAUUUGGAUUUUGCGGGCCAUGAAGAAGUAGUUUUGCCAUACCCAGAGCCUGUUCCUGCAUGCAUUUUAUUACACCUUAAAACCUGUUCUCUUAAAGAUUACAGUGGCUCCAUAGACGAGUUUCAAUUCGCAAGAUAUAUUAUGGAGAAUGCAAAAUAUCUCCGGACAAUGACAAUUUGCACUGGCAAUGAUGCUGAUAAUAAUACUCAUGGAGAAAAACUUGAUAUGGCAAGAGAAUUAUCGUCUUGCAUGAAGAGCUCAAAUACUUGUACACUUUCAUUUGAAUAG